AUGGAAAAUAAUAUGAACCUGUUCAGCGAUCGAAGUAGGGAACAUAAUGAUAGUUGCCAUGCUUGGGAGAUCUGGGAUCUUGCCAACCGCUUCCGCCACCCACCACUCACCACCUCCUCCACCGUGCUAGUGGAUGCACGUGCUUUUCAUAUGAACCAUCAAGAUAAUACUGCAAAUGAUUCUUCAUUGUCUCAGUCCGACUUCCAUAUAGACCCACAUUUGACUUGCUUGAAGCUGGGCAAGAGGCACCACUUCGAGGAUGUAACAGCGGGGUCUUCAAUGACCAAGAAAGGCAAACCCAAUAGUACAUCUGGUGGUGGCGGGGGUUCUUCGGCGGCGGCGCCUCCAAUUUUGCCGAGGUGUCAGGUGGAGGGAUGCCAAGUGGUGCUAGUGAAUGCCAAGGACUACCACAGAAGGCACAAGGUCUGUGAAAUGCAUGCCAAAGCUCCAAAAGUAGUGGUUCAUGGCUUUGAACAACGUUUCUGCCAACAGUGUAGCAGGUUUCAUGCAGUGUCAGAAUUUGAUGAAUCAAAGAGAAGUUGCAGGAGGAGAUUAGCAGGCCACAAUCUCAGAAGAAGAAAGAACCCUCAAAGCCAUUCUCUUGCUAGGAAACCUUAUCAAGGCAUCAAAGAGAUGGCGGGUAGAUAUCCAUAUUCGCCAACAAACGGGGAGUGUGCUCUCUCUCUUCUGUCAUCAAAAUACAACAGCUUGAUUCCAUAUACAGACCCUCCAUCCAGAUGCACCACUGCCCUACAUGAUUUGAUUGUAGAAAACCGUGCAGCCAUCUUAGGCACACAGCUCAACUUGCACCAGAUGAAGAUUGCAGACCCGACCCAGCAGGGAUCCGUUAGGUUUCUAAACAACCAGAAAGUACCCGGUGUCGACUUGACAUUGGACCUCAUGCAGGCCGCUCCGAUUUCAGAAUUCGGGUUGCUGUUUAUGCACGAUAAAUCUGGAGAAGAAUGUCGUUCUGAAUCGUGGAAAGUUCCUUUGGGAUAUUGA
Molecule: messenger RNA, 1002 nt
Organism: Fraxinus pennsylvanica
Lineage: Eukaryota; Viridiplantae; Streptophyta; Magnoliopsida; Lamiales; Oleaceae
Source: the annotation of a GenBank genome assembly